Messenger RNA from Aaosphaeria arxii CBS 175.79, 1314 nucleotides. RefSeq lists its product as uncharacterized. Gene Ontology annotation, biological process: retrograde vesicle-mediated transport, Golgi to endoplasmic reticulum. Lineage: Eukaryota; Fungi; Ascomycota; Dothideomycetes; Pleosporales. The record is from RefSeq and is a predicted model, not a curated record. Gene Ontology annotation, molecular function: SNAP receptor activity. The transcript is spliced from 2 exons. Bases 89 to 997 code for a protein of 302 amino acids. Gene Ontology annotation, cellular component: SNARE complex; endoplasmic reticulum.
UUUCUGCCUCCAACUUACAAUAUACCUCGAUCGAUACAACCGACAUCUGCCUUACCCUCGUAAUUGUGCUGAAUGUGUUGCCCUCAAAAUGCAAACUCGAUCACGGUCGCCUUCGCAGUAUCCAGAUACUACCACCAUUAAUUUAAACAGGCUUCUCUCCCGAUUAGAACACAUAUUACUGUCACCUGAAGCGUCUCCUAAUCUCCAAAAUUCGAGCCUAGAGCGCAAAAGAGUUGGUGCAAAUGUCGAAUACGCCCGAACGUUGCUUCUAAACCUCGAGCAUUCCGCUACCACAUCAUCCGCAUCGAAAGCAAAGAAGACCGCCCUUCAAUCGGAUUUACAAAAGAAGCGCGAACUUAUCAAGCAAUUGAAUCAGCGAUUAUUAGAACUCAAUCAGCUCGAUGACGGAGUGGAUUCGGAUGUCUCUGUGGACUCGGACGAUGACGAUGAGGAUCAAUUCCCCUCAUAUGCCCCGCGGCUCAAAACUCAGGAGGGCAUAGAAGUCAAUCAAUCUGGGGGUCAAGGCAACCCUGCGUUGCAAGAAGCGGCAAAGAAUCUCACAUCGGAACUGCGGCGGAGAGGUGGUCCUGAUGGUGGAACGGGCACAACAGCAUCGGGUACAUCGUUAUUCCCGUCCAAAUCUACAGCAACUACAGGCGACCCAUCAAUCGCACAAUCGGAGGCUCUCCUGUCUCACAACCGCCAAGAGCAGGACAAUUUGACAAACAGCCUGCUCGAGAUGGCGAAGCAGCUCAAGCAGCAAUCGAUAACGUUUGGUCAAACCUUGGAGAGCGAUAAGGGUGUGUUAGACCGAGCUACACAAGGGCUUGAUAAAAGUACACAAGGGAUGGAGGCUGCGGGUCAGCGAAUGGGCACAUUAAGACGAAUGACAGAAGGAAAAGGCUGGUGGGAUCGUAUGAAGCUAUAUGGCCUUAUAUUUGGCCUUUGGGUGGCGUGUUUCUUGAUCGUCUUUGUUGGCCCAAAGAUCCGAUUCUAGAUGCAAGGAGUUCUCCAUCCAAGGAAAGAUACCCAACAACGAAAACACCACGAUGGUGAAUGGAAUCCACGAAUGAAUGAGUACCAAUUUUGCGCCUACAACCUGGAAUAUACCCAGCAAAAGCCACUGCGAUGACUAUUCCGCUCCGCCACCGUCAGAUCGAUUUGGCGUGUCGAUUGAUCCGUCGGAUGGUUAAGGCUUAAACUAUGCCAUUGGAGGAUACAUGUAAUACAUGAGUGCGAAAUGAAGGACGUAUUGGCAACACUGCAUUGUACCCCACAAUAUCUGUCAAUCGACACUAGUACAUUUUGGUUUUC